This is a messenger RNA of Prionailurus viverrinus (fishing cat), 7380 nucleotides long. RefSeq names its product family with sequence similarity 83 member B (gene SACK1B). Lineage: Eukaryota; Metazoa; Chordata; Mammalia; Carnivora; Felidae. Gene Ontology annotation, biological process: epidermal growth factor receptor signaling pathway. The record is from RefSeq and is a predicted model, not a curated record. The coding region runs from base 215 to 3250 and encodes 1011 amino acids. The transcript has 6 exons. Gene Ontology annotation, cellular component: cytoplasm; membrane.
CGGCGGCGGGCACUGCUGCGCGCGGCUCGGGGGCGCUCCUGGCCGAGUGAGGCUAGAUGUCCCCUAAAGGCACAUGACUUUUAUCUUUUGAGCUGUGUAUGAAGUAAUUUGUAGACAGCACCCAUCUCUGGGAAAGCACCCACAUACCUCUCGUCACUGCCCAAAUGGACAUUUGAAAGUGUUUGAAAGUGCUGGUUGUCAAACGUUCGCGAGCAUGGAAACCUCAUCAAUGUUGUCCUCACUGAAUGAUGAGUGUAAAUCAGACAAUUACAUUGAGCCUCACUACAAGGAAUGGUAUCGAGUAGCCAUUGAUGCACUGAUCGAACAUGGGUUAGAAGCAUACCAAGAAUUUCUUGCCAAGGAACGAGUAUCAGACUUUCUAGCUGAAGAAGAAAUUAAUUACAUUUUGAAAAAUGUCCAGAAAGUUGCACAAAGUACAGCAUAUGGUACUGAUAACUCCUAUGAUGAUACCUCAUCUUCAGGGACUUACUGGCCCAUUGAGUCUGACGUGGAAGCUCCAAAUCUUGACUUAGGCUGGCCGUAUGUGAUGCCCGGACUCUUAGGCGGUACCCAUAUAGACCUCCUCUUUCAUCCACCAAGAGCACACUUACUUACAAUUAAGGAAACUAUUCGGAAGAUGAUAAAAGAAGCAAGAAAGGUCAUUGCUUUAGUGAUGGAUAUAUUCACAGAUGUGGACAUUUUCAAAGAAAUAGUGGAGGCAUCAACUCGAGGGAUAUCUGUAUAUAUUCUGCUUGAUGAGUCCAACUUUAGUCAUUUCCUAAAUAUGACUGAAAAACAGGGCUGUCAAGUUCAACGACUCAGGAAUAUUCGAGUGCGGACAGUAAAAGGCCAAGAUUAUCUUUCAAAAACAGGAGCAAAAUUUCAUGGAAAAUUAGAACAGAAGUUUUUGUUAAUUGACUGCCAGAAAGUUAUGUAUGGUUCUUACAGCUACAUGUGGUCGUUUGAGAAAGCUCACCUUAGCAUGGUUCAGAUAAUCACAGGGCAACUUGUUGAGUCCUUUGAUGAAGAAUUUAGAACUCUCUAUGCCAGAUCCUGUGUCCCCAGUCCAUUCGCCCAGGAAGAAUCAGCAAGGGUGAAGCAUGGCAAAUCACUCUGGGAGAAUGGCACCUACCAGCGUUCAGUUUCUUCACUAGCUUCUGUUUCCAGCCAAAGAAACCUUUUUGGCAGACAGGACAAAAUUCACAAACUAGACUCUAGUUACUUCAAAAACAGAGGGAUAUACACUCUAAAUGAACAUGACAAAUAUAGCAUAAGAAAUCAUGGCUACAAGCCUCAUUUUAUUCCAAAUUUUAAUGGUCCAAAUACAGCCCGUCAGUAUCAAUCCAGUCAAAUAAAUGAAAAUUGGAAGAGGCAUAGUUAUGCUGGGGAACAGCCAGAAACAACACCAUACCUGCUGCUUAACAGGGCUCUGAAUCGAAACAUCAAUCCUCCAGGUAAUUGGAAAAAGCCUUCGGAUAGUCUGAGUGUGGCAUCCUCAUCACGAGGUGGCUAUGCAGGUCACCGUAAUACACCUGCCCAGAGUUUUGCUGAUCGGCUUGCCCAAAGAAAAACAACAAAUCUCGCAGAAAGGAACUCAAAUGUGCGGCGGUCUUUUAACGGGACAGAUAAUCAUAUUCGCUUUUUGCAACAACGAAUGCCAACCCUUGAACAUACCACAAAGUCGUUCUUGCGUAACUGGAGAAUCGAAUCCUACUUAAAUGAUCAUUCAGAAGCUGCACCUGAUUCAAAUGGAUCGGCUCUAGGUGACCGGUUUGAGGGCUACGAAAGUUCUGAAAAUUUGAAAGCCAACGCCCUUUAUACUCAUUCUCGGCUUCGUUCCUCUUUUGUGUUUAAACCCACUUUACCUGAGCAGCAGGAAGUUAACAGUUGUACAACCGGCUCCUCAAAUUCAACUGUCGUCGGUUCCCAGGGAAGUGACACACCUAAGGAGGUCCUGGACACCCCUACUAGUGUACAGCAUGUGACAGACAAGCCCUUGCCGGAAUCAACCCCAAAGCUCCCAUUGCAGUCGGAGGCACCCAAAAUGCACACCUUGCAGGUUCCCGAAAACCACUCAGCUGUCUUACAUCAAACUACAAAUGGCCAUCCAGAGUCAAACAACUAUUUAUAUACAUCCUUGUGUGUAAAUAAGCAGACAGAAAAUCCAAAGAAUCAACAAAAUGAGAAUCUGCUCAAAAGGCGAAGUUUUCCAUUCUUUGACCACUCAAAAGCCAAUUUAGAUCACGGACACAGUAAGCAUUAUGUAUAUAGUACACUCACCAGGAGUCGAGUUAGACAACCAGAAAAACCCAAAGAGGAUUUGCUGAAAAGUUCUAAGAGCAUGCACAAUGUGACUCAGAGCGUGGAAGAGGACAGGGAGGUCAUCAAGAGAGACCCUCCGAGUGGCACUACCACCAAGUCAAUUUCCAUUGCUGCUUUGCUUGAAAUGAAUAAAGAUGAACCUAGCAAAGAACUGACUUCAAAAAAGGAAGUUAAAGGUUCACCAAGUUUUUUGAAAAAGGGGUCUCAGAAGUUAAGAUCAUUACUUAGCCUUACCCCAGAAAAGAAAGAAAAUCUAUCCAAAAAUAAAGCACCUGCCUUUUAUAGAAUGUGUAGCAGUUCUGACACGUUAGUUUCUGAGGCUGAAGAGAAUCAAAAACCAAAGAAGUCAGAGCCAAAAAUUGAUUCAUCUCCCAGAAGAAAGCGUUCUUCCUCAUCAAACUCUCAAGGCAGUAUUCACAAGAGUAAGGAAGAUGUAACAGUUAGCCCAUCCCAGGGGAUCAGUUCUCCAUCCGAGGAAGGUAGUAAAACAAUACCUUCUUCAGGUCCAGUUGAGAACAAGUUCUUGGAAAGGGCAGGUGAUGCUUCUGCCCCUAGAUUUAACACCGAACAGAUCCAAUACCGAGAUUCAAAGGAGAUUAAUACAGUUCUUGCUCCUGAAAGAAAACCAGCUUCUUCUCCAAGACCAAAGCCCAAUGAGCUUCUAAGAUCUCACUCAACUGACAGGCGCGUUUACAGUCGUUUUGAGCCAUUUUAUAAGAUUGAAAGCUCUAUUCAGCCUGCAAGCAACCUGCCAAAUACUGGUGUGCAUCGCCCAGAAAUAAAAUCCACAACUGUGGGCAAUAGUUAUGGCAGGUCCAGCCCACUGCUUAAUUACAAUACUGGUGUAUAUCACUCAUACCAGCCAAAUGAAAACAAGUUCCGAGGAUUUAUGCAGAAGUUUGGAAACUUCAUACACAAAAAUAAAUGAAAUACUGUAACUUCAAAUAGUUUUAAAAAUACAAAUGACUGUAACUAUAAAUAUUUGUCCAAAGAACCCUGUGGAUGGUUUUUGUAACAUGUCAAUAGAUUUCUAUAGGGACAGAGUUUGGGGGUGUGAUGUAAAUGUUUACCAGUGUACUAAUGUAUACAGUAAAGUUCUGUGUGAUAAAGUUAGUUGUACUUAAUUGCAGUGUAGAUGGAAUGUCUCUAUACACAUGACUUUUAAAUGGUAGUGGUAAAAAAAAAAAUGUAAUUGUUUUCUUCGGACUGAAGAUCUUCUUAAGUCUCAAAAUAGAAACUUUAGUGGAGAGAUGGUGUAUGGAUUUUAAGCAUUCAUUCUAAAGCCUUUCCCUUGAAAAAAGGAUCAUUAUACUCUCAAUGGCCCUUUAUAAUAUGUCUUUAUGGGUUCUCAUAUCUUCACAUUAUGAGAAAAUAGGACAAAGCCUUUUUGGGUUUUAAUUAUCUUUAAAUUCUACAGGGUAACUCAUUAUAUUUUAUUAGUGUUUUAUUAAUUUUCCUGUGGAACAUAUGCAACUGGUUGGGCAGCAACAGUACAAAUUAAGUUAUAUAGCUCAGCACAUCUUUCAUUUUAAUUGAGGUGUUUGCAGACUCUCGGCCUCAUAUAGUACAUGGUAGGAAUUUCUUUUCCUAAUUUUUUGAAAACCAUCCAGGUUGUGUUUCUUUCCACUCUGGACCAAGGGAGCCUAUAUUCCACUCACCAGUCAGCUGCUGAACUUUUAUAACCAUUCCUUCUUUGAAACUUAGAGCAAGCAAUAGAUAUUUGGGAAACUUGAAUUGUAAACUUCUGCCUAAAUUUUUAUUUUGGAUUAGUAUGGCAAUGCUUAGUGUUUUGCUUACACAAAUCCUUGAUCUUUUUUACACUGUGCCAAAUACAAUAUGACUGUGUACUGUUUUCAUAAAAGUUCUGUGAUGAAACUGAGAAUUGGUAUCUGGCCCAUUUCUUCCAUGACAGUCGAGCCUGGUUGAAAGUUUUAAAUCCUUUGAUAGCUUAAUCUGAUGAUGAUAUUUACAUCAGAAAAUACCCUUUGCCUUUCUUAGAGUAAUGAGAUUAAAGGCCCACAUCCAUUAAAGAGAUUUAACUUGACUUUACUUCAUCCACAAAGUACAGAAUUCAAGAAACAAUGCAUCAUUUGAGAAGUGUGAAGUGUUUCUAUAAGACUUUAAAUAUAUUAUUUAACAGCUUCUGAGCUGCAGUGUGGCCAGUAUGUUGUUUAAAAAUUCAAGACUAAGUUAAAUAAUGUCUAUGUCAUUAAAUUAAAAGAACAGCCUUAAAAUGUCAGUCAUUAAAAUAAUUGUCCAUAGUAUUAAAAUACCAUGAUAAGAACAUGACAAGAGAAAACAUGACAGUAGGGAAAAUAAAACCUAACAUUUAUUGAGCACUUUUAUAGAACCUAUAUUUCCCACAACAAUUAUUUUGCGGUACCUUUGUCCUCAUUAUUUGUAGGUGAUGAUUGAGGUGAUAAAUGAGAGGUAAGGCCCCUAACUCACGCAGUUAAAAGGUAAUGGUGCUAAAGUGUCUAACAUGCAGUCAUAUCCCUCCCAAAUGUGUUCAAUAUGGGCCUCACCUGAACUAUUGAGAAUUAAAUGAGAGAAUGUUUAUAUUUUUUGAUUCAACAGUAAUCUGCUAAGAAAGGUUUAGUUGAAUUCCACUGGACAACAAGGACACGCAGGGGCUUAAAAUAAUCAUAGUAGGUGAGAUAGGGAAUGAAAUUGACAUUAAUUUCCGAUUGUAACUUAGCAGGCCAGGUUUAAUUGCUAGGCCACCAUUUUGAUCUUGUGCUGGUUAACCUGUGACAACAAAAAGAAGGAAAAGGAACUAUAAGUGAAUUUAACCUGUGUUUGUGCUAGGGAAAGCAGUCCAUUGGGUUAGGAAGCUGGGCAGGGAAUGAACUCAAUGUCAAAUAUAUGAUCCCCUUAACUCUUGACAAUGGCCCUGUGAAGUACGUACAUCCUUUUUUGCAAAUGAGAAAACUAGUCCUCAGAGAAGUUACAAAAAAAUCUUCCAAGAGUUGCAUGGCUCUGAAUUGGUAUAACUGGGUUUAAACACAAAAGCCUGUAGUUUUAAUACCUUUUUUUUUUUUUCUUUUUGAGAGAGAGAGAGUGUGACCAGGGGUGGGGUACAAGGGGGGGUUGGCCAGAGGACCGAAGCUGGGUCUAUGCUGACAGCAGCAAGCCCGAUGUGGGGCUCGAACUCGUGAACCGUGAGAUCAUGAACUGAGCCGAAGUCGGACGCUCAACCAGCUGAGCCACCUAGGUGCCCCCUGUAGGUUUGGUACUAUACCUUACCAUACCUUGUGGGCUUCUACUCCACCAUGAUUGAGGAACCUUUCCUGAAAGUUGUCUCUCUCCUUUGCUCUAUCUUUACAAAUUGUAGAAAUAUACCAGUAACUGUACAGCAAUAGCAUUUUAGAAACACAAAUCCAGAAUAUAAACUCAGUUUAACAUUAUUCAUAAAAGUGGAUUUUAAGACUCAUAAUCUUAUUGUUAUAAGAGUCCCAUUGUUUUGGAAAGCUGUGUAAUAGAUUGGAAAUUUGGCACAGUUCCUAAUAAAUUAAUAUCAUAAAAAUAAAAUUGAGAAGGAAAGUUAUUUUUCUUUCUUGAAAAAUAAUAACAGGAAAAGUAGCCAGUUGUGUUUACAAAAAUUUUGCAUUUUUUAAAUGACCUUUGGAAUGUGCAUUUCCUUAUAAUCAGAUAAAUUCAGUUGCAAUGAAAAAAACCUAAUUGCUAGUGGGUUAGUUUUCAGAAUCCUCUGGCAAUUGUAUAAUCUUCAUAUAUUAGUAUAAAAUUAUUAAAAAUCGUUUGGAGACCAGUGAAUGAAAGAGAUUUUUCAUUUUGCUCUUAGAAAAAGUCACUUUUGUAAUUAUGAACCGUGGUCCUUUACCCACUCACCAAAGGCAGAACCCAUAGCUAACCAAACCAAAUUGACUUUAAUAUUACCCAUUCUUUGUCUCUUAGAUGGGGCAAGGGGAUAAUGGGCUAAUUGUCUUUAGGCAGCUCUGAAAUUGGAGGCCCUAAAAUGUAGAGCAAGAUAACUUUGAAGCUGAAAUUACAUAGACUAGUUUUAAUCAUGUUUAAUUACAAGCAAAAGCUUGUUGCUUUUUUGUACAGCCACUGCCAUCAUUUCUGGAAGCAUAGAUAGCUUUUAAAUAGUCCCUGAAUCCCUCCUCUCCCUAGUGGAAUUGAGAAGUGCAGGGUGCUUUAUUUCAUCUACCUGUGACAAGUAGCUUGGGCUUUUGCACAGAUUUAUAUUCUUCUACCUUUUUUUUCCCCUUUUAUUUAUUUAUUUUUUCCUCCAGAAACAUCUGUAUUUCAGAAUCUAUACUUUCCAAAGUUUCUGUGGCUGAGAAAUUCCUCAGGGUUAAGACUGAGUAAGCACGUAAUAUUUCAGAUAAUUUACUCAAGAGUUUAAGUUUUAAACAGACACUAUCCAACUUUAUGGAUAUAAUCAUUUUGAGCAAAACACUUUUUCUCCCCAUAUCAAUAUUGGUGGAAAGAUAAUGGCACUUAGAUGUAUUUUCAUAUUACGGUUUGGUAAGGCAGUUUUUACUCUACAUCGUACAUUAAUUUGUACGCAGAAACUCAAAAAGAUAGGUACAAUUUCAAGGUAGUUUUGGGCAGAUGUCUUCAGAAUAGUUGAAGUACCUACAUCCUGAACAUGCUGGUAUCUCUCUACUAUUAUAAUUGGGAUUAGCCACAUUUCUAAUGUGGUGUGUUGAGUGAUGGGUAUAUGUUGGCAGUCUACUUUUUAUGGAAGCAAAUGACCUUGUUUAACCAAGACGACAUCUAGUGUGAUCCAGAUAAGCAAGGAAGAAGUUGAACUCUGGCUACAUUCAACUUUAACUUUACUCCAGAUUAUCCAGUUAUUCAACUCUUAUUCCACAGAUACUUGUCUUUCGUGAAUAUCUGUUGAGUCAAUGUGACUAUGGCCAAGGGGUGUAAAGAAGAGUCUUUGUUUCACAUUAACUACAUGUGAUACUGUUUGAAAAAAAGUUUGUCUUAAUAGUUUGGAUCUAGAAUACUUAAAAGGAUGAAAUUAUAAACCAAAGAGUCAAUUUUUGUAUACAUAAAUGUUAUCAAAGAAGUAUUCUUCCAAAUUAG